Molecule: messenger RNA, 1721 nt
Organism: Echinops telfairi (small Madagascar hedgehog)
Lineage: Eukaryota; Metazoa; Chordata; Mammalia; Afrosoricida; Tenrecidae
Gene: NCK1
Product: NCK adaptor protein 1
Exons: 4
Coding region: 94-1227 (377 amino acids)
Biological process (GO): negative regulation of PERK-mediated unfolded protein response; negative regulation of endoplasmic reticulum stress-induced eIF2 alpha phosphorylation; positive regulation of endoplasmic reticulum stress-induced intrinsic apoptotic signaling pathway
Molecular function (GO): ephrin receptor binding
Source: RefSeq, a predicted model, not a curated record
CGUCCCGGUACGGUCCUCAGGUGCGCUGGAGCCGCCAGGCCUGGCAGAGGGAAGGAGAGGCGGCCUUGCUGGCAGUGUUGAAGCUGCUAAGAGAUGGCAGAAGAAGUGGUGGUUGUAGCCAAAUUUGAUUAUGUGGCUCAGCAAGAACAAGAGCUGGACAUCAAGAAGAAUGAAAGAUUAUGGCUUUUGGAUGAUUCAAAGUCCUGGUGGCGAGUUCGAAAUUCCAUGAAUAAAACGGGCUUUGUGCCUUCUAACUACGUGGAAAGGAAAAACAGUGCUCGGAAAGCAUCUAUUGUAAAAAACCUCAAGGAUACAUUAGGAAUUGGAAAAGUGAAGAGAAAACAUAGCGUGCCAGACUCCGCAUCUCCUGCUGAUGACAGCUUUGUUGACCCAGGGGAGCGUCUCUAUGACCUCAACAUGCCUGCUUAUGUGAAAUUUAAUUACAUGGCCGAGAGAGAAGAUGAGCUGUCUUUGAUAAAAGGCACGAAGGUGAUCGUCAUGGAGAAAUGCAGCGAUGGGUGGUGGCGAGGAAGCUACAAUGGACAGGUUGGAUGGUUCCCUUCAAACUAUGUAACUGAAGAAGGUGACAGUCCUUUGGGUGACCAUGUGGGUUCCCUUUCAGAAAAAUUAGCAGCUGUCGUCAAUAACUUAAAUACUGGGCAAGUGUUGCACGUUGUACAGGCUCUUUACCCAUUCAGCUCGUCCAAUGAUGAAGAACUCAAUUUUGAAAAGGGGGAUGUCAUGGAUGUUAUUGAAAAGCCAGAAAAUGACCCUGAGUGGUGGAAGUGCAGGAAGAUCAAUGGAAUGAUUGGCUUGGUGCCAAAAAACUAUGUUACCAUUAUGCAGAAUAAUCCAUUAACCUCGGGUUUGGAACCAUCACCUCCACAGUGUGACUACAUUAGGCCGUCUCUCACCGGAAAGUUUGCUGGCAAUCCAUGGUAUUAUGGUAAAGUGACCAGGCAUCAAGCUGAGUUAGCACUGAAUGAAAGAGGGCAUGAAGGGGAUUUCCUCAUUCGUGAUAGUGAAUCUUCGCCAAAUGAUUUCUCAGUGUCCCUGAAAGCACAAGGGAAAAACAAGCACUUUAAAGUCCAACUGAAAGAGACUGUCUACUGCAUUGGGCAGCGUAAAUUCAGCACCAUGGAAGAACUUGUAGAACAUUACAAAAAGGCACCAAUUUUUACAAGUGAACAAGGAGAAAAAUUAUAUCUUGUCAAACAUUUAUCAUGAUAACUCCUGACCAGAAGUGACUGCUGCACAGCGUUAAUUUGUCAUGUAAUUAAAGACUGAGAAAAUACUGGUCCAGCCAUGUUUGAUUGGAUGUUACUGUUUCUAACUGUAUGAGAAAUGACUAUACUACAUGCAUAUUUUUAUUAUAACUCAGCAUAUACAUGUAUGCUAUGUAUGCAGAGUAUCUGAUAAAGCAAUUGUUUAUUCUUAGUCUGUUUAUUGUUUUCUCCACUGUUCUUUUUUCUCCUUCUAAUAUUAGGGUUUUUAUAUUUUUUAAGAAGCCAAUGCCAAUUAGAGAACUUUACAUAAAAAGAAUAUCUUUCAUGUUUUUCAUUUAUUUCCUUGCUAGCGCACCCUAAUGAUAAAACCAUGGUUUUCCUUCAGAUAAAUAAAUUCUUAUAUUGAUAUAUGGCAUAUGCUAAAAUAAAAGUCUUGGAGAGUUCAUCUUUUCUGUGACUGAAUAGCAAUAAUAAAUGGAAAGAAAUUAUUUUAAA